This is a messenger RNA of Fusarium keratoplasticum, 591 nucleotides long. RefSeq lists its product as uncharacterized. Lineage: Eukaryota; Fungi; Ascomycota; Sordariomycetes; Hypocreales; Nectriaceae. The transcript has a single exon. The record is from RefSeq and is a predicted model, not a curated record. Bases 1 to 591 code for a protein of 196 amino acids.
AUGCGCAAACAACAUCAUCUCAGCAUCGUCAUCCCAGUGCCGGGCAACCUCCCUCCCGGUGCCGUGAUAGCAACCAUUCAAACAUAUACCCCCCUCAUCAGGCAUCACACCACUCUGAUCAGCUUCGACGAGGUCUCAACGGGCCCGGACGCCAUCGCUGAUGACCCUUUCUUCGGCCCUUGGGACGAAUCCGUCCGCGCCUUCCGCCUCCGUGAGCUCAUCACCCUCGCGCCGGGCCUCAACAGGGAGAUCACCUACCAAACCAUCUUCCAGGAUGUGCCGGAGGGUGUCCGGUCUCGGGCCACUGCCCCGGCCGGCAUCGUCGUCCGAGCCGAGUUUGCGGUCCGACAGCGCCGUGCGGCGACGAUGCCGAUAUCUCCAGCCGGGUCCGAUAGCACCGCCUCGGGCAGCACGGCCACGGUUGAAGGGGACGAGUAUGAGCUACGCGAGGACAUUGUCGUCGAGGCCAACUCGCUCUUGAUGCCUUUCAUCACCGAGGCGCUCGCAACGGUGCACCGCGAGAUAUGUGAGAAAGUCAUGGCCGAGAUUGUCAAGAACUACUUCGGCACUGGAGAUGCAAUGGUCAUCUAA